This is a messenger RNA of Bipolaris zeicola 26-R-13, 1218 nucleotides long. RefSeq lists its product as uncharacterized. The transcript is spliced from 3 exons. Lineage: Eukaryota; Fungi; Ascomycota; Dothideomycetes; Pleosporales; Pleosporaceae. The record is from RefSeq and is a predicted model, not a curated record. The coding region runs from base 1 to 1218 and encodes 405 amino acids.
AUGAAGCCAGAAACAGAAGAAGCGGUUCAAGCGGCCAAAGGCCUAUUGACAGAAUUGGUAAUCGUCGCAUCUCUGGUGCGAGCUUUGACUGAUUCUUUUGGAUCAGCAAGCGAUCUGUAUCAAAAGCUGAAGCGCAAGUCUAGUCCCAAAGACAGCGACGAUGAAGACAGAUUCCACAUCAGCAUGUUUGGGCACAGGCGCCGCGACUCUGGAUUCGGCAUGUCGGGCAGCAGCAAGGACCUUUGUGAAAGCGAAGGAGAGCUCAUUUUUACCUCUUCUGCUCAAAUCCGAGCCGAAUAUGAACGUGGAUAUCGGAUGAUAGGAGAGUCCUUUGCUCGUGGGGAUGCUACGGCGCAGAUCCAACUACAAUCACAAAUCAUACAGCUUCAGAGGGUGCUUCUUGUUAUACACCAAGACCUGUCGAUGAGCUCGUAUAUCGCACCCUCAUCCACCCACUCGCAUCUUGUACGUCUGAUCCAGACCACACGGACAGCGCGUGCAGCCUCGAUGGCGGCACUGAGCAUGCAGUAUCAACGUAUGCUGCCCACACCCUCACCUUCCCCAAGGCAGCCAGAUCCGCCAUUCAGUCCGCCUUGCAGUCCGCCUGGAGCUUUUCCAGACCCCGAGGAUACUUGGCACACGACAAAGCCAUUCAAGCCAAGGCGGCGUACGGGUGACAGCUCAAGCUCAUCGACCUCCUCAGAGGACAAGGAAUUCAAAAUACUCCCGAUUCCGAACCCGAUUUCCAAACCGAAGCCAGCACCGAAGCCAGCACCAAAACCAGAGCCAGAUCUGAAGCCGAAGCCGAAACCCGAGGACAAGCCAACAAAGACUCGGCUGUUCUGCAUCUACGCAAAAGAGCUCCAGGACAACCCCCUCAUGCCCCUAGCUGAUGCCUACAAACCAUGCGGCGACAACAAAUGCCCAUUCUGCCGCACAUACCUAGCCAUGCGACCGGGCAAAAUCUGGGAAAUCGUCGUCGAUAACUGCCGCGAAUCCAAACACCUCCGCCGCAAACCCCUCUACCGCGUCUUUCGCAUCAAAAACCGCUUCAUCGUAAAGUCGCACCGCGAACAAGGCGGUUUCGCAUGCGUCCUCUGCGCCAGAUUCCGGCGCUUCGACAUGUUGUGUCGUGACAUCGGGUCACUCAUGGAUCACCUGUGGCGCGAGCACACGGCCGACGAACUCGAGUGGGACUGCGACAUUUUAGAAUGCUGA